Molecule: messenger RNA, 7784 nt
Organism: Dreissena polymorpha
Lineage: Eukaryota; Metazoa; Mollusca; Bivalvia; Myida; Dreissenidae
Exons: 19
Coding region: 314-6559 (2081 amino acids)
Source: RefSeq, a predicted model, not a curated record
UGUAUGUUGGCUUUCAGAAAAGUCUUGACGCUUGUUGCAAAUGUACAGAACUUAGCAUUUUCUGGUGGCAUAUGAUAGUAUCCCCACAAUUCCUCCUCCAAGAUUGGUGCAUAGCUGUCACAAGGACCAGCUUUCAUGUGACUGUGAACGAAGUCACUUUCGACAUUCAUAUCUUGGCUAUCAGCAUCAUUUGUGAAUGUUUUGGAAACAAUUCUGGAAUUAGCCCAGAAUUGUGUUUUCAAGACAAGUGGAGAACAAGAUUCUGCAAGGUUGCUCAAUCCUUAAUUACAAAGUGAGAACCAGCCGUCUCUAGAUGGCAGCAGGCAAACCUCAGAGCGACCAUGAAGAAAUGCGCGUCAGGGUCGAACAAGCGCAAAGGGAGAUCAUUCCAGCCGUGGAACUUGAAAAGAAAGAAAUUCGCAUGAGAAUUCCACUGAAAAUCCAACUCCCUGUGCGCCCCUCUGUCCCUGAGAUCGUUAUGACUACCUUUGGAAAUGGUGGAAAAACCCGAGACACAACUGAAAGUGAUGCUGAUAGAAUUGUGGGGAUAACCGUAAGCCGCGACGGUGGGGUGGAGAUUGCACGUGAUUCUGUUAGCUCACCCCAGUCCGGUCGCAGGCAUGACACAUCAUCGGAUAAGACGUUAGUAUCGAACAUACAAGCACCGCACUCUUCACCUAAACUUGGCAGUCGACUGACAGUACAGCAGUCGCAUUCCAUUAUAGAGAAAACAGAGGAUUUGAUGGAGUUCUUUGAAGAUAAGAAGAAAACCAAACAGCUUUCAAAACGUACCUCAUCCAAGAAGCACCGGACCCCAAGUCCGGCUGCUAUAAGACAAAGUAUUGGAUUGGAUCAUCUGGAUAAUUUGGUAAGACUGAUGGAGCAAUUAAGCAAUUUGAGAGACGAAAAUUCAAAGCUAAAAAAUCGCUGUGAUUAUUUAGAGAGUACGAAAACUCUAUUGGUAGCCAAGAGUCAUUUAGAAGAGGAAGACUCUGUUGGUUUAGACAGUAUUACUUUUGACUCAGAUUCCUUACCUCGGACUAAAAAAUCUAAAAGUAAGUCUUUAAAAUCUGGUCCCGAAAUGGUAGAACCAAGAAAAAUGCGACCUCGACUGCCAAGUGCGGAAGAUGCAAAGUGCCUUGAAUUUGACUACGGUGAUUCUAGCUCAGACCAGGCCCAACAACGAAACAGGAAAUUAUUCAAGAGAAGCUUUUCGACAGGAUCCCUAGAAGUUCCAUCUGACAUUGUUGAGCAGUCUGAAGAUGAUAUUGGAACUCAGAGACUCUCAGAUCCUUUUGAAGAAAAAAAUUCUUCAAAAUUGUCAAAGUCACCAGAAACAAAACGAAAAUCUAAAUUUUCAAAGUGGGCCAAAGUGAAAAAGGUCUUAAACAAACAACAAUUAUCAGAAAACAUAAGCUCAGGAAUAAAAUCAAUCAAAGGUUUAGGUAAAGGUGCAUAUCUACGCUAUGGUUCAUUUGCAGGAAGAGAGCUUACUGUACCUUCACAUUCAGUGGCUGAAAGUCGGUCAGUGGACAGUGGUGUUGGCAGCGGAAUAGAUGGAGAAAUGGACGUGCGCCGGUCCACCUCCUCCAAUGAACCUCCUAGCCCAACGAGAUUCUCGGAACGGGUAAUCGAUAUGCCGACACCUUGCGUUGAUGAUGUUGAAUGUGAAGGUAUCUGGUUGGGCCCGCCUGAAUGGAUCGAAAAAGAGCGGGAAAAGGAGAAAGAGCUUCUGAAACAAGCUCUAAGUGAAUCGCCUAAAAGUGAACCAAGGAAUGUGGGCUCGCCUUUGUCUUUGAGUGGAUAUGAGUCACAAGAACAACAUUUACGACAUUUACAACCUCAUUUGCCUCGACGGCAAUCCAGUCCGCUGCUACUUGACUCUGGAGAUGAAGAAGACAUUGAGGAUUUGAAGCGGUCUUCAAGCUGCAAAGAACCAGAAACCAGUAAAAAUCAGGAUGACGUCAAGGGCGAUAAAAGUGAAAAGAAGCAUAAAACGCCAUGGGGUAAAAUGAAAAAUAUCAUUCAUACGAGAAAAGAAAGUGUGAAAAAGAAAUCUACAAAGGGAGGAAGGGAAAGUGAUUCAUUUGGAUUUGAAGAAGUGUCAGAGACUGAUUAUGAAGUGUAUGAUGAAAUGAAGUAUGUGCAGGAGGGAUUAUUAGAAGGACCAGUAAGUCGGUCGACACCGAAAGCGUCACCAGUUGUGUUUCGGCAAAAGCAACAGGAUAAGAGCUCUAGUAAUUCUCCGCAGGGCAGUCAGAAAGAUCGCUCACGGAAUGUGCCUACCACAGCGUCAGGCAGCGUUGAUGUCUCAGCUCUACUCGGAGGCGUGUCAGAUGAGUUCACGAGGAAGCUGCAAGAAUGGGAGGAGCUCAAGGUCAAACGCAUGUCACGACAGUUCAAAGACCAUUCCCCUGAGGCAGCAGAAGGCAUGUCAUACGAGAGCGCAGGAGGCGUGUCACCAGAGUUCCUAAAAAAGUUAGAGGAGUGGGAAAGAAUCAAACCCAUCAGAGAUUCUGCAACAAGUGAGAAAAAGCGUGACAGUCAGAUAGAACAAGAACACGAGACAGAUAGCUCUGAUGAGGAGACGGAAAGUGUGACAACCUCACCCUCGGAGUCGGCGAGGCAGAGCACUGUCUCAGACAUGCAGCGACGUCUCACUGACAGCUUCUCUCGCAAGAUGGAGGAGUGGGAACGGCAGAAGUACAGACGAAAUCCCAGCACGCCUGGAGAAAUCAAGGACAUGCCGCAGAAAACGAGCUUCAAAGAACGGCAGAAGAGUAAGAAGACAAAGGAAGAAAAAGAGAAGGAGAAGUACAUGAAACUCAGGGAGCGGGAAAUACUUAGAGUAGAACGAGAGGAACAGAAGUUAGAGAAAGAAAAGAUGAGGAUUGAGAAGGAAAGAUUGCGGGCUCUCGAACGAGAGGCCAAGAUUGAAAAAAUGAAAGGUCGACUUUCGCAACCGGACAUGGAGUCCAAGUUUAAAAAUCCGGUCCUUGGUCCCCUGACAGAGUAUAAAGUGACGGCGGAUUUUGCUCGUAAGUUACACGAGUGGGAGGUCCUGAAAGGGAUGGACAGCUCGACUGCGAUGUACCUCGAGGCCCAGAAGAGGUCGCUGCAGUUCUCGCUGGAGUACCACAAUGCUCACAACAUCCUCAACAACAAGGGGGAAACAACUCAGGAAUCAAGUGCGACAGAUGCAGAGGAGUCUCAGAUGAGGAAGACAAGUAGUGAGUCGGAGGACAUGUUUCUUAUGGAUGAGCCUGAUGGGGCCUCACAAAAGGUCAAAGGUCAGAAGCCUCCACCCCUGGCCCUCAUUCCCUACUAUGGGUCGCCAGAGCCCUCCCCUGGGGCACCUGUUUCCGAGGACAGUUCCCUAGACGACCAGUCGACGGAGACCAUGGAGAGCAUGACUCAGCAUAAUAUUGCCAGCCUAGAGAAAGCUAACAAGCGACUGUUGGAGGACCUGCGUCAGCGGGAGAUCGAGUACAUGGAGCUCCAGAAUGAGGUCACGGAUCUCAACAACAAACUCAUCAACUUCAGGAAUGAGCAUGUACUGGAGCUUGCUGCCGUAAGGUCCAAGCGUGAAGAUCUGUACAAGAAGCAGCUAAUCGAGAGCCAAGGGGGCAGUGAUGUCUCGUUCGACACGAAGCACAUGUCACAGACCCUCACUCACCUGGAGGACAAGAUCGGGGAAAUCAAGAAGUUUGGAGAACAGCUCGCAAUGUCCAUGGAAGGGGCUGCGGUGGGCAAGUUCCAGACUGUGGAGGGAGAGGAGAGCAUCAACAAUCGUCUGGUUGACCUCCUGGACAAGAUGAGAUUGUUGCUUCAACAGGCCACACUCAGUGGAGACACACUGGAAGAGGUGUCCAAGAAGUCCUCCGCUCUCCACCACUUUGAGAAGCUCUACAGCCAGGCCAUGCAGCUUCAGAUGCAGAUGAACAACCUCAGGCUGUCACAGCUCGAGCGUAACAAGGAAAUCAUGAACAUGAAGAGGCACCUCUUGCUACAGGAAGCCAACAAUCUGUUACUGCAAGCAGACGUGACUCGUAGAGAGGCGGAGCUGCUGUAUUACAAGGAAUAUUCACAGAAACGUCAGCCAAUCAAACGCUGGAACACCUACAGUGGGAAGGAGGACAGAACUAGAGCCAAUUUGCCAGCCCAGGAUAUUCCACAGAAGCACAGCAUUUUCCAGCGUGUUCAGAGACUACGCAGCACCCGCCCUUUGUUACCUAGCACCACUGACAGCGAUAGUGAUGAACAGACAAAAACACCCCCGCGUAGGGAGUCCCCUAGAGUGAGAAAACGGGAAUCUCCAAAAUCUCGUAAAAAGGAAUCCCCGACCUUGCGUAAAUGUGAUUCACCAUCUACAAGGAAAAAGGAGUUUUUAGGUGUUAAAUCAUCCAGUGAUUUAGAUACAGGUGUACCAGAGAGAAGUACGGAUAGAAAAGAGGAAUAUGUGACACAGCUGAGUAAAGUAUUAUCAACUAAAAAAUCAAAGGGGGGUCAAAAGGUAUCAUCAUCAUUGUCAGUCACUCUUCCAACUGCCAAAGUCAUUCUCCCAAAAUCGGGAAAAGGUAAGGAGGAAAUUGGUCGACAAAAAACGGAACAGACUCGGGAAAGAAAAACACCAGUUGUACCUCCAAUAUACGAGUUGUCUGCUUCGAGCAGUGAUGGGGAAAAGAAGCCCAAAUUUCCUGAAUUGCUUAUUCCUGAAUGGAAGAAGCAAAGUCACGGGAGUAAAGUUCUACAACGAGUUCCGCGUGUAGAAUCAGAUAAUGAUGUUCAUAAAAUGGAUAGCGACAUUUUCAUUCCAGAACGAACUACAGUGACAGAAAAAUUAUUUUUACCUUUGAAACCAAGGAGUGAGGAGCGACCGCGUUUACCAGUGGAUCGCAGUUUCGAUUCAAGCGAAACUAGCGAGGAUACUUUGAAAUACAUGACCCCUGAGCUUAGCCCAGCCGUUCACCCGGAGCCCCUAAAGUUCCCCACACGUUCAGUGAAGGAGUCCAUGGAGACUGCCUCUGACCCGGGGCAAAGUAGACCAAAUUCUAUGAUAAAAGUUCACAUAGAGACCCAUGGAACCCCUUUGUUGUUAAGGAAACCGCCCAGUGGAUAUCAACUCAGAGGUCGUGGAGGUCACGUGUCAAAUAUCAAUGUUCCUAUCAUUCCUAUCAAAAGAAUUCAGCCGGCUCAAGAGUUGCUGGAGGACAGUCAAAGAUAUCGCAGCGGGCAUUCCAUUUACCUUACUAGGAUUUUAAAACGUUAUCCGAUGAAAAUCGAGUGUAGGAGUCGAAACAUUGAAGCUACUAGUAAACCUGUGACUCAUGAAAAAGAGAAUGUUAAAUCGGGGUAUGUGAAAACAAUAGUGAAACAAUUGUCAAGGGAAGGUACACCAGACUCGAAGGGUUCUCCAAAACUUGCUGCAAAAAGUUCACCAGGCUCAGAAUCGCCGAAAUCAGAAUACGUGUCCCACAUAAUCAGGAAAUUGUCAACGCCAACUCCACCAACUGGACCAAAUUCAGAUAAAUUUACUUUCCCGCUGCGUGACCUUUCAAACGGUGGUCAGGUCCAAAAACUGCGGCAGGCUUACAGCGAGAGCCCAGAGGGACUGCCUGGUCGGAGGUAUUCUGAGACAUUGAUGGUGAGGAAGAAACCUCCAGACGUCACUCCAUUUGAAUCAUCGUCUUCAACAUCAUCCACACUCACAUUCUCUCACACGCAGCUCAGCAUACACACGGACACUGGUAAUGGAAACCUUGGUAAUGGAGCCAUUGAACCCCGGGCAACCUACUCCUCCAUGCCCAUGCUCAGCCUGGAGGGAGACGAUUUUGGGCGCGAGCGGGCCUCCACGACGUCAUCUCGGGUGGCCCCGACUUACUCUCCGAAGGGGAGUCCAGCUCAGCGACACAAGGUUCACGUGGCUGUGUCAAUGUCUCCCGGACGGUCAAGGCGGAUCAUUGAUCCAACUCUUUCUCCGGUGCGUCUUCGUAGGCUGAUUGACCCCGCGUCACCGGGGCGCAGACGUAGAAUACACGAACCGUCCCCGAUAGAAAUCCUCACUGAAGAACCAGCAGAAAUGACCACAGUUGCUCAAACACUCACACAAUCGCCUCAACUUUCACCACAACAAUCGCCAUCUACCAGUCAGGGUAUUAAUAUUAAAAGACGCUCACCAAAACUGAAACGGAAAGACAAAUCCAAGAAGGGGACCAUUGAGGUUUUAUGUAGACAGUCGAUCACAUUUGAUUUAGGGGUGUCGUUACAUGCUCAAGGGGAGGCAAGUGGGGCCGGGGCUCAAGGGGGGGAAAUGCGAUCUAGGACAUUACCCAUUAGGCACUCCACAUCAUCGACAACAUCAGCGAGCUCAACAUCCGAGAUUGAGGGAGCUACUGGGACCUCAGAGGACAAGAAAAAGUCACGACACAAAAAAUUUAUGGACUCGUCAUUUAUUCAGAAAUCAAAGAAGUUCUUCAAAGUUUCGAAGCCAGGCGGGUGCUCCUCACUCAAGUGUUGUGGCUCCGAUAGAGAGAUGAAAGAGUUUCACAGAAAAUCCUAGUCAAGUCCAACAAAGAUGACUGAAUGAAAAUCAGGCCAGAAAACCAUGGCAAACUGGUUUCCAUGACAAAAACCUACAGACACCUGCUUGACAACCAAUCAGAUCUGCUUGACAACCAAUCAGCAGGGUCUUUGCUUGAGCUGACCAAGCAAGGUCAAAUACAACGCAAGGUUACAGAUGGGUCAAGGACAACUGAAGGUCAAGGAAUGAAGACACAAAUCAGAUCAUUGAAGAAUAGUUGUUUGAUUUCAAAACGGAAUAAAAUUUGUUUAAUGAGGAACAUUUUUACAGUUUAUCAAAGAAAAUAUAGAUAAAACCAUUAAAUUAAGAUAACAAAUAAAUAAAUAAAUAGAAAUAUGCUUUGGCUAAUUCUUAUGCCAUAUUGUCACUUGAAAGGAAAUAUUCGGGGAUUUAAUGUUUAACUCAGUUAAAUCCAGUUUAAAUGUUUAAUAAAAUAACAGAAUCUUUGGACUGACAUUAAAACACAUAUUGAUGCUGAUUUAUACAAUGAGGUCAGUUCAAACAUAGUGCAAUAUUGUUGAACAAUAUGUUUAUGUUUUUAUUUAUUAUUUCAUGUGCUAUUAUAUCUUUAUAAAAAGUCUAACCACUGUGAUAUAGUACAGAAGGAUCUAUGUGAAAAUCUAGUCUUUAUUAUAUAUUUAUAGAAGAAAGAAAAAGAAAUUUCAGUGUGUUUCUAUUUCGAAGCAGUUUUUUUUGUUCUUCUGAACUCUUAUAUGUGCAAGUGUUGUGUUAUAAAUGUGUAAAUUUCAUAUUUGAAAUAUAAUGCAUUAAUUUGAUGAAGGAAAAAAAGCAAUGUUUAUAAGACUUUAAAUCUAUCCAUGUCUGUUUGAAUAAACAACAAGAUUUUACCAAAAUACCAAAAUAGUGUUUAAAACACUUAAUUCAUGCAUUUUAUUUUAUUUUUAUCUCAUUAAGGUUGAUACAUUUUCAUUAAAAAAUAUAUUGAAAUUAUUGAUAUUUUUGGAAUUUACACAUGAAAGUAAGAGAAACUGCUGGUAGUGAACAAAUGGAUUAAUAUUUUCACUUCUUCUUUAAUUAUACAUGAUAUCAAUUAUUUACAGAUGUACGAAAAAAACAUGUUUAAAAAUAUAAGAAUCUAUGAAGAAAUAAUUGUUAAAGAUAUAUGAGAUUAUUAUAUAUUUCUAUUAUUUUUUCUUAUCUUAGAUAGACUAAUGUCAUUUACAAAAAUAAAAUUUUAAACGUU